CCAACACUAAAGAGAAUACCCAGUUUCGAUAUUGAAAUUCUAUAAACAUGAAUGUGACAUAUUAGCGCAGUAGUUUGUUUUUUGUUCUCAGCAAAUCUGAAAGAAAUCAACCAGUAACUCUUGAAAAUAUUGAAUAUAUUUGUUUCUUUUAUUAUAGCGUGCUGGCCGCAAUGAACUCUAGGAUAAACAAUCGUUCGUCCACUGUAGUCAUGGAAGUGGACAAAGAUGACAGCAGUAGCCAAGCCACUCUGACCAUCACCGCUUCAGUCAGCGAGUCUCCCAGGUUGUCCAGGAGAGGUUCAUCGAACAGCGCUUCUUUGACAGCUAGACCUAGUGACACCCCUGUAACAACAACUAUCGUGAAAAACGCCAAUGGAGAGCUGGUCAAUGCUACGUCCCAAGCCAGCAUCUAUCAAGCGGAACUGGAUAACAGUACUAGUGUCUUGGCCACCAUCACGAUUGGUGAAGCUAACGACCAAGGUGCAAGACCUGGAGGACAGUGCAGGCCAGAGAUAAAACCUGAUGAAGUCCAGCCUUUCGAAAUCUUCGUCAGCAACCAUCUGGACAACAGGACCUAUACGUACAAUGUCAAGGACACCUACCUGGUGGAGCAGCUAGUGAAGAUGAUCCAGGAAAAGCUCGGUAUCCCACCUGAGCAACAGAGACUGGUGUACGCAGGGCGAAAUUUAGUUUGCGGAAUGAAGCUAUCCCAUUACGAUAUACGCCCCAACUCAACACUCUAUCUAACAGGAAGACUUCGUGGUGGAGAAGCUUAAUCAUAAGCUAUGUAUAGAGCUAUAUCAAUCUAAGAUAUACUUGUUUAAAAAAAUGUACUAAGUCAACAUUUGGGACAAGAUCAAAAUGAAAAAAAAUUUCAAACUUAAUAACAUGGUCAGUAGAGAUCCUACUAGUUGCCUACCAUUGGCGUGAUGAUUUGGUCUCUUUGGCCACAGAGACAAUAUUAACAAGUUGACAUUUGAAAUUCUUAAUAUAUUUUAAUGGAGAAAGGAGGUGAAAGAGAGAUAACUGUAGCAUGGUGGAGUUGUAAGCAAAUUAAAAACGAAAGCACUUUAUAAGAGAUUUAUUUUAAUAUAUAUUAAACAAGUAUAAGUUAUGAAUAACAUAAUGUAUAUAUACACACACACAUAUAUGUCAUUAUAUAUUUUAUGCUAAAUGUAUGUAUUGUGUAUUUACAAUUAUGUAAAGCGAAUAUGUAGAGUAGGUCAUAGUACAUAAGAUAAUGAAAGCAAUGUUUAUCUUCACGCAACCAUAUGACAACGACACAUAUACAAUUUAUUCAACAUUGAAUACAAGGCUUAGAACACAUAUAGUCGUACUUGGUGACCAUUAUUUGAAUCACGUUGAUACACACACUACAUGUAUAAAGUCAGUUUGGACUUCUCAAUUUAUAACUUUAUGUUGUCUGUCUUUUGUAUAACAGGAUAUACAUCCUUGGACUAUCCAAUCCAUUGAUUCCAUGCGCAGCGUCUAGGGUCUAUUCAUUGUACAUUCUUACUUCUGAUCUAUACACUAACUUAACUGUAAAUAAAUAAAUACUGUCAAGCUCAUGUGUAUUUGAAUAUUAUCAAAUACGAAAUAGAAACAAAUGUACAAGUAUACACACAGCAAAUGUACAUUUGUACGUGGUGAAGUUGUACUAUUAAUUUUUUAAGUUCUAAAAUUAUUAUCAUUACAUCUCAUUAAUUACUUUUAACUGAUUAAGAUUAUUUUAUUGUCCUUAAUUUCCUCAUAACAAAUAUUCUAAUAAAAAUAACUUUUUUUUUCAAUAAAUAGGAAUGACUGCAUCACUUGACGUCAUAUUUAACAUCUGACUAGAUCUCUAUAAAAAGAAUAAGCAUCCAUACAAGACUGUUCCAUAACUACUAUACCUUAAACUGAAGCAAGCUUUUUUUUCCCAGCGGAAAUUUCGCACCUAAACUUGUGUUGCGUGACAAGAUUUUUUAUUAAAAUUCCCAAAGGAUUACUUCAUUAAUUAUUUCAUCAAUUUAUCAAUUGUAUAUACCGUUAAAAGCCCGGUGUUCCAUCUAUGGUGCUCAAGGGAACUAAAAAUUGUAUUGUAUUUUUCUUAUUGCCGAGUAUCAGUAACGUCCCUUCCUUCAUGCAACGAUAAAACACCAUCUUUUGUUUACUAAAAUGUAUCAAAUAAACAUGUAGAGUUAAUAUAUGAAUUUGUUACUAAUAAAUAACUCUAUACGUUUA
Biomphalaria glabrata is the source of this 2220-nucleotide messenger RNA. RefSeq lists its product as uncharacterized. The transcript has 2 exons. Gene Ontology annotation, biological process: modification-dependent protein catabolic process; protein ubiquitination. Gene Ontology annotation, cellular component: cytoplasm; nucleus. The coding region runs from base 171 to 776 and encodes 201 amino acids. NCBI's taxonomy places the organism in Eukaryota, Metazoa, Mollusca, Gastropoda, Planorbidae. Gene Ontology annotation, molecular function: protein tag activity; ubiquitin protein ligase binding. The record is from RefSeq and is a predicted model, not a curated record.